AUGGACACUGGAGUGGAGAAGUUAGAAGCAAAACUGAGUGCACUACUUGCAGAGGACUGGCCUUUUGGUGUCGAAAUGUGCAAAUUAGUACCCUUCAUUCAAAAGGCAUCAGUGGGCAUCACAGUACUGAGUUUGUGUGCCCUCAGUAUAGAUAGGUACCGAGCAGUUGCUUCUUGGAGUCGCAUUAAAGGAAUUGGAGUGCCAAAGUGGACGGCUGUUGAAAUUGUACUGAUCUGGGUCAUAUCAGUGAUAUUGGCUGUUCCAGAAGCUAUAGCAUUUGACAUGAUUACGAUGGAGUACAGAGGAAAGGAUCUUAGAAUCUGCCUGCUUCACCCCACGCAGAAAACAUCCUUUAUGAUGUUUUACAAGCAAGCUAAAGACUGGUGGCUGUUCAGCUUUUACUUCUGUUUGCCCCUGGCUAUCACAGCAUUUUUCUAUACUCUCAUGACCUGUGAGAUGCUACGAAAGAAAAGUGGGAUGCAGAUUGCUUUAAAUGACCACUUAAAACAGAGACGUGAGGUGGCCAAAACUGUGUUCUGCCUGGUACUUGUUUUUGCCUUAUGUUGGCUCCCACUUCACUUAAGCAGAAUAUUGAAGCUCACUAUUUAUGAUCAGAAGGACCCCAACAGAUGUGAACUUUUAAGCUUUUUUCUUGUAAUGGACUACAUUGGUAUUAACAUGGCUUCACUGAAUUCCUGCAUCAAUCCAAUAGCUCUGUAUUUGGUGAGCAAGAGAUUCCAAAACUGCUUUAAGUCAUGCUUAUGUUGCUGGUGCCAAUCCAAAGAUUUGUUGUCCCUGGAGGAAAGGCAGUCCUGUUUAAAGUUUAAAGCUAAUGAUCACGGAUAUGAUAAUUUCCGCUCUAGUAACAAGUACAGCUCUUCAUAAAGCAAGCAUAAAAGGUAUAUUCGCUUACAUUAAUGCUGGUGCCUUUUUAAAUAAAAGUGGCAAUUACUUUUAAUGAGAUGGUAAUAUUUAGAAAAAUCUAUUUUUGUCUUUGCACAAAAAAAAGAACGUAAAACAAAUUGCCUCACAACUGCGUCAUGUUGAAAAUCACGGACAUUUAUAAAAUUGUCAUUUAUGGAACAUGAAGAAAAGCGCAGAAAGAACAAGUCAUUGUUAGCACUUGAAUACUUCUGAAUCAGCACUUCCAAAUGAUCACCACUUCCCGUACAUUAAAUGAUCAUUUGUAGUCACUGUAACAGUUGUAGGAACUGAAGUCACAGUAAUUACUAAGAAGUAUAAUGUAACAUUAAUUGGAUCAAAGCCAUUAUUAUAUAUAACUCAAUGUAUUAUCUUUUGUAAAGCAGAUUAACCAUCAUCACUACAGUGGGUUUUUUUUAAUAAAACAUUAAAUACUUUGUAAUAGAAGUUUAAGUGUAAAAAAGUAGAAUUUUUAUCAGGGGUAUAAUAGAGGUAGCUAAUGAAAAUAUUAAAGCAUGCAGUCAAAUCAAAA
This is a messenger RNA of Pterocles gutturalis (yellow-throated sandgrouse), 1453 nucleotides long. RefSeq names its product endothelin B receptor. Gene Ontology annotation, biological process: vasoconstriction; regulation of blood pressure; G protein-coupled receptor signaling pathway. Bases 1 to 885 code for a protein of 294 amino acids. The record is from RefSeq and is a predicted model, not a curated record. Lineage: Eukaryota; Metazoa; Chordata; Aves; Pterocliformes; Pteroclidae. Gene Ontology annotation, molecular function: endothelin receptor activity. The transcript has 7 exons. Gene Ontology annotation, cellular component: membrane.